This is a messenger RNA of Cuscuta europaea, 1025 nucleotides long. Lineage: Eukaryota; Viridiplantae; Streptophyta; Magnoliopsida; Solanales; Convolvulaceae. The record is from the annotation of a GenBank genome assembly.
GAAGAAGGGGGACGCCGGGAAGAAGGCUCCCCUGGUGGUGGUGGUGGACGAGCAUUCCGCCUCCGAGCCCAGUGCUCCAACUGCUCCUUGCCCGCCCUCGGGUAAAGGUGGUGAGGCAAGCUUGCCUCGGGAGGACAUACAGUUCUCCCUGCCGAAGGGGGCAGCCAUUACGCAUGGCACAGUAGACCCCCGGGAAUUUUUGGGUGGGGCUACGCCCGCUCUGGAUAGGCGGGCCCUCGGGAAGCUCGACGAUGAAGCCCUCGAGUCCAAAAUCCUCCGGUCCUCCCUUACCGCCUGCAUAGCCCUCGACGAACACGCCAGGAGGUUCGACGAGUGGCGCCUCCAGAAGGCGCAACAGGAGGAGUCCCUCAAGAAACUCGUUCAUGACAAUGCCGAGGCCGUGAGGCAGAUGGCUCAGCUGGAGAGGGACCUCCAGCAGGCGAGGGCGGAAGCAGAAAAGGCGACCAAGGAAAAGGUGGAGGUGGAGAAGGCGGCUGCCGAGGCUGCAAAGAAGGCCCUUGAAGACGCCGAGGCCGCAAAAGCAGAGGCCGCCGCCGGCGCAGUCGCUGCCUUCAUGACCGAGGGCUGGAAGGCCGAAGGCCAUAAAGACUGGGUGGCCUCGGUCAUGGAGAGUUCUGCUGACGGGUGGGUGAAGGGCCCCGGGGCGAUGUGGCUAGCCCGAAAGGGUGAAGAUUACUAUGCCGGGGGGGGGGGGGGAGUUCUUCACCCAGGCCUUGAUCUACAGGAGGCUCGCACGGCACCUGAAAAUAGAGCCAACGGCCUUCGACCCGGCGGCAUACGGUACCCCCCCCUCCAGCCUGAUAUCAGAGUCCCCCUUCCCGAGGGCGUCGAGAGGCCAGAACUGGAGGAUUCCGAACUCUUGAAAGAGGCCGAGGGUGAUGAGGCAGAGGCUGAUACGGAGGUCAUCUCAAAGCCAGCGGAAGAGGCUGCCCCCGGAGCUGACAAUAUAUGAUCUGUAUUUCGUAGUGUUUUGAACAUCUCUUUCUUUUUUUUAUGUAAUGGAC